Molecule: messenger RNA, 6295 nt
Organism: Brassica rapa (field mustard)
Lineage: Eukaryota; Viridiplantae; Streptophyta; Magnoliopsida; Brassicales; Brassicaceae
Product: glutathione S-transferase U11
Biological process (GO): glutathione metabolic process
Cellular component (GO): cytoplasm
Molecular function (GO): glutathione transferase activity
Source: RefSeq, a predicted model, not a curated record
GUGUUCAACUUAAAAAAUAAAUCAAAUAUUUUAUAAUUGUAACCACCAUUAUUAAUCAAUAUGUAACCUCCUAUCCAAAAUUUUCAGACCAUUUACAAUUAGUUGCGUUUUCCUCUUUUGUCAAUAUUGAGUCUAAAUUUUUUUUUUGUUUUGAACUGAAUUCAGCCCAAACUAUUUUUUAUGCUAUUUAAUAAUUUCAAUCUUUUAAUUGAUGAAUAUAACACGUUACUUCAUGUAAUUAAUUUACAUGUAAUUAAUUUAUGCAGUUACAUUAUUGACAUAUGAUUAAAAAACCACAAAUAUAAAAAUUAAAUUUGUUAAAAAAUUUAAAACAAAAAAUAUACAUGCCCUUUUAAGGGCGAUUCAGAAUCUAGUUUAUUUGUUAAAGUAAUAACUUAGAUAUACAAAUUUGAUAUCUAAUUAACCAUAUAAACACAGAUCAAGAUAUGUAUCUACAUGUAACAUGUUGAAAUAAUAGUAGAGUAUACGUACAAGCCUUUAAUAGUAAAAGUUUAUGCUUAAACUUUAAUUUUUGUGCUAAAGUUCCAUUAAAAGAACCUUUAUUUGGAAACCUUAUGAAGAUAACUAUUUUAGUCUCAAUUUCUAAAAUACAAUAAGAUUUUAUAUAUCUUGAGAUUUUUAAUGAUUGGAGGAUCCUAUAUGAAAGUUCACACUAAUCUUCUUCUUCUAAUGGAAAAAUUCCAAUUAUUCCUACAAUAUGCUUAAUGUGCUUAACAUUUUUUAAUAUCAGCGACUCAUAGUUCGCGCUAGAUCCUUUCCUCACAAAUAAAAAAAGGAGCCGCUGCUCCGGCGGUUGGGGACUCGCUACCGUCGGGAGCAGUCCUGCUCUGUCUCUGUUCAUAGUAUCGGUCUCUUUACUCUGGUUUUCAACAUUUUUGUUUGGUGACAUGUACAGAUCUGGUUUAGGUAAGAGGUUAUGCUUAGGUAAGAGUUAUGCUUAGUUGGUAGGGCUCAAGUGCCGGUGAAGUCUGGGGAUCUCAUCUUGUAUCGAACCUCUCAUGUUUCUACCUUUACAUAAGAUGUUGAGUUGGGUGAAGUUUGUUCUUUAGCGUUGAUGUGUUUUAGUUUUUGUUAGAACAGUGGUUCUUCAAUUAGAGAUCGAGUUUUGUAACCAUUCCCUCGUGUGCUUGGUUUGCUUCUUUGGAAUCAAAGCUGUUUCUGGUGCGUGGUGCAUGUUAUACCGGCUCUGAUGUGGGUGUGUAAUUCUUCCAUCGAUUCUGGUGUAGCGGCUCUCAGGCGACUCAUUAGUGGUCUAUCAGGCUUGUAUCUCCGUCUAUGUUCCACUUUUGGUGUCUAGUAGUUUCUCGUAUCUCCAGUUAUUAAUUUGUGUUUGCGUGUAGGAGAGUUGAAGGUCUUUUGCAUGAUGGUGUCUGUUUGGUAUGAUAGCUUGCUGAGAAUGUCAACUUUCUUGGGUCACCGGUUGGAGUUCCUCUGCUAUGGUCUUUGGUUUGCUUCUUCUUCUUAGAGACGUUUGAGUUCUGCUGUAUUGUGGGCUUCUACUGUGGUUUUUGGUUUGCUUUUUUUUUUCUUAUAGACGUUUGGGUUAUGCUGUAUUGUGGUUCCAUACCCGAUUGGGACUGCUGAAGCCACUAGGCCACUGAGCCAUUGGGAAAAUUGAGUCAUUUUGGCCCAUCAUUAAAUGCAGAGUCAAACAUUCUUUCAACAUGUUUGGGUCACUCUAGUUCCUUGUCGUAUUCGUUGUGGCCAUACGACUGACACACGGCGAGGAUAAGAUACAAUAGAGGUCGUCGCCAACAUGAACCUGGACCCCUCUGAGUCACAAUACGCGGAUUCUAUAACAUCUUUGACUUUCAUUUUUCUCUACAACUCAAUUUAUCCUAAUUUAAAACAUGUUACCUUACAAGACGCGGAUUCUAUAUUUUAUAAUGUGCUACAAACUUGCACACAAAAGCGGAAACAAUAUUUUCACGUUAUACCAAUUUCACCUAACACAUUUUUUAAUCUAAACUGAUGUAUAAUCUAACAUUCAAUCUAAUGCUGCAACUGAGAGCCCAAACACAAACACUAUGGAUUUUUAAACGUGUAAUCAAACAUAAUCUUUAAAUGUUUUAGCUCUUAUAACUGAAUGAUUUGUUUUUGUUAUACUAUAUUUGAAUAGUUAAUCGUUUUAUCCAAAGUAAAACCAUUACGUACAAAUGAAUGUUGUGAAUUGUAUAACACAUAGUAGAACCAUGUUUAGGAUGUGGAAACAGUGGACAAAUCACUAUCGGCUAUAUAUUUUUCUUCCACUACGGUAUUUCGAUCGUGAAUGCAAAAUAUAGAUUUAUGAAUCGAGGGACUGAAAUUAGGGUUGGGACUAAUCCUUCGGUAAUAACGAAAUGGUCUAUUUAUUGGUGAUUUUCCGAGAGAGAGAAUGGAUUGAAAUGUUAAUAACAUUUCUAGAAUAGUAUUGAAUGUAUAUAAUAUUUCUAGGGUUUGCAUUGAAGAAGAUAAUCCCUUUUAUGACGACCUUCAUAUCCUCUUCAUAGCAUCUUAUUACCUCUUAGAGUGUCACUCAUAUUCUAAUAUUUAGAAAAUUAAAUCACAAAUUAAUAGAUAUUUGGUAAGGAUUUGAAAUUUUUGAGGCUCAGAGAUGAUGGACUUUUGAGGAGACGGUCGAAUUCCUGUAUAAAAUCCAGCACCAACAUGAAUGGCCCUUUAAAAAUAUCACAUUUGUAAUGUUAAACAUCCGGCUCUAUCAACAACUGAAAGAAUACGUGUUAUAGUUCAUCAAUCCUUUUACGUGUGGCGUAUAAUUCUUUUUGGGAAACUAGUCAGUAGGGCGUGUAAGUAUAACCAGUGUAUCUGCCUUGUAUUCUUGUGGUGGGAAUAUCGUUUCUUGUUUUCUCGGUGAGAGAUUGAUUUUUUAUUUUAAAAAUUUAACAUGUAGUAGUUUCAUCUCUGUGGGAAAAAAGCAGUACACUAUAGACCAAGAAAAUUCAAACUCGUUCGUUGAAUCAAACACUCAAAAAUUAUACUAAAUUUCGUAGCAACUCCUAAAUUACACUAGGACUUUAUGGAGUACACACAUCUACAUAUGUGAACUAAUAACAUCAUUUUAUAAUAAAGUCAAAAAUAAAAAAAUGACGUUUAUUAAAAAAUGAUUUCAAAAUUAACUAAAGUAUUUAAAAUAGCCAUUUACAUAAUCUGAUACAACUUAUAUACUUCGUCUGUUUCAUAUUGUAGGUAAUUUUAGUUAAAAGCAUUAAUAUUAAAAAAUUGUUGCUUUUGUAAAAAAAUAUUAUUUAAUCAAUAAAUUCAACCUAUUAUAAAAAAUUAGCAUUAUUUGAUUAGUUACACAAUAUUUAAUAAAGAAAAAAUAUGCAUUGAAAUAUGAAAAUUAUUUAUAUUGUGAAAUAAACAUUUUUUGCUAAAACUAUUUAUAAUAUAAAACGGAAGGAGUAUGUAACAAUAUAACGUCUGGUUGUGUCCAUCAAAUAUAAGUUGGGUCAAUCAUAUUGGAAGUUGUGAAAGCUAACUUUUAUUUGAAUCUGAGCAUAAUCUUAUUCCGAAAAUUUUUGUUGUUUUGCUUGACGUAAUUUUACAGAAGAAAAAGGUCGACCAAAGAAAUCCCGAAAAGCAUCCCUAGGUUACGGUCCAAACUGAAACUAAGACGUGGAACAUUACAGAUGUGUAGUGAUUAUACCCUUGACUGCUAAGUGCUAAUUCAUAUACACAGUGGAAAACAUGAAGUUUCGACUUAAUUUAACAAUAAAGUUAAACUGGCAUUUUCGUGCUUAAAAUAAUCAAAUCAAGACAUGCGUUUAGAAAUGUAAGAGAAGGAAAAGAAAAAAAAAAUCUAUAUAUAUAAGAGAAGAAAACUCAGACAUAUCCAUAUGAUAGAUUUAAUUUGGUAGUCAAUAUUUACCAUUGAAAAGUAAUAGUUUAUGAGUUUAGGUAUGUAUCAUUAAUGCUGUUAAACGUUAUACCAAGACGUGCAAAUAUGUCCUUUUGAGUUUUGACUUAGUCCAAAUGUAGCCUUUGUUUAUCUUUGAUUUUUUUCUUUGUAAAGUUUCCCUUUGUUUUGGGCUUUCUCACCGGAAAAUUUUAGUUUUUGCCGGAUUUGUCUCCAGGGUUAUGUUUUAUACCACCGGCUUCGUGUAUCAAAAACGUAUCCCACCCUUGUAUCUUUGAAGUUAAUCUAAUCUUAGUAAACAAAAAAGAGUUUUGACUUAGUCGUGGUUACUAUGAAUACGAACCUGUCUAUCCAAAAUCACAACUACUAUAAGUACCAUGUCAACUAAAAUUUUAAUAACCAUUAAACCAUCCGGUCGUACAUAACUAUUAUCUAGACUUAUGUCAAAAAAAAACUAUUAUCUAGACUUAUUUAACAAAAAAAAAACAUAUCUAGACUUCGCACUCACAUCAGCUGGAGUUUGUUUCCAAGGAAUCUAAUAAAACUGGAAAACAAAGUAGAGUAAAAUGGCUGCAAAAUAUGUAAAAAAGAAAAACCAAUCAUACACUUCAUCAUACAUUUUUUUUUCUCCUUUUGUAAAAGUGGAUUCGUCAAAUAGUAUUCUAGAUAAAUAAAUAAAAUUGAAACAUAUAUUUAUUUUGUGUUAACUAUGAAGAGUUUGAGCCGAUUUAAUUUCCCAGAUCUGGAACUUGCGUACGUUAAUAGAUAUAGAGACAUGGUAUAUUCACUUUUUCAUUAAAUUUCAAAUUAGGAAUAUCAAUACAUACGUUUAAACGUAAUUUUCAUCAUUUCAUGUGUUCAUUUUUAAAUUUAUUCUCAACAUUUUUAAAAUGAAACUCGUUAGAAUAAAAGUACAAAGAGGUAAAAAGAUAAAAAUACAUUUUACCAACUAUUAUUAUUAUUUUUCUCUCAGCGGAUCACAUUCUUGCAACUAUUCAAAUUAGACAAAAAUACAUUGUUCUCCAACUUUUCUUUGGACAUAAAUUUCCAACAAAUUAGCAAGAAGAAAAAAUUGACAUACAAUUGCAACUAGUGUAGGUAUUACAGUUAAGCAACGGUACAUAUUAGGCAACUAAACUGGACUCAGACACUUUCCUGACUCUCUUAUCACUUUGUAUUUCCUACCGACCCAAUAAUAACAUUUUAAAUUAUUUCCCUAAUUAAAAUCUCUAUUAUUGUCAGUUUUUUUUAUUAUUAUGAAUUUAUGAGGCACAGGCGCAUACCGAAGCUUUAUUUGACCGACAUGCUGCCGAAAUCUAAGAAAGAAAAUACAAAAAAUCUCGGCCCUAUAUAUAGACGCAAACGCAAAGUAGAAAUCUCAUCAAACAACAGCUGUUCAUAUCAUAUCCCACAAAAACACAAAAAAGCAGCUGCGAGUUUGAUCAAUAUAUAUAAUCUCUCGUACUUCCAGAAACCAAAAGCUAAGCGUUAUGGGCUCCAUGAAUGGUUCAAAGAAUGAUGAGUACGUAAGGCUGUUAGGAGCAUGGCCUAGCCCUUUCGUGCUGAGGACUCGGAUCGCACUUAACCUAAAGCGUGUAGCGUACGAGUAUCUCGAAGAAGAAGAUACUUUGAAUUCGGAGAGCGUGUUAAACUAUAACCCCGUCCAUAAACAGAUCCCUAUCCUCAUCCAUGGCAAUAAACCAAUCCGUGAAUCUCUCAACAUCGUCAUGUACGUUGAUGAAACUUGGCUCUCAGGUCCUCCCAUACUUCCCUCUGAUCCCUUUGAUCGUGCCGUAGCUCGCUUUUGGGACGUCUACAUCGAUGAACACUGUUUUACAUCAAUCAAUGGAGUGGCAGUAGCAAAAGACGAGGAUGAAAGAAAGGCGGCGAUAGCAAAGCUAGAGCAAUGUAUGGCUCUAUUGGAAGAAACGUUUCAAGAAUGCAGCAAAGGGAGAGGCUUCUUUGGAGGAGAAAACAUUGGAUUCAUCGAUAUCGGUUUCGGAUCAAUGUUGGGUCCUCUCAAGGUUCUAGAGAAAUUUACCGGGUUCAAGUUCAUACAUCCAGAGAACACACCAGGUCUUUUCCACUGGGCAGACAGAUUCUACGCCCAUGAAGCAGUCAAGCCUGUGAUGCCCGAUAUUGAAAAGCUGGUCGAGUUUGCCAGGCUUAAGUUCAAUACUUCAAUAUUUAAAUGAGGACCAAAGAAGAAGACCAAAGGUUAUAAUUUAUGUUUAAAAUAAAUAGACGACGUACAAAUUACCAUAUGUAUCGAAUAAUCGAGAUCGAGGAAUAAAGAUGUUAGACUCGAUUAAUUGAAAGGCACAGUCAAAAAGUUCUUUUGUUGAUUUUCUUUUUUAGGUUGAACUUUUGUAUGAUGUAUAAUAUGAGAAAACGUAAAUAUUUUAUAUCUAAAGCUAA